Maudiozyma barnettii is the source of this 1371-nucleotide messenger RNA. RefSeq names its product alpha-1,2-mannosyltransferase KRE2 (gene KRE2). The transcript has a single exon. NCBI's taxonomy places the organism in Eukaryota, Fungi, Ascomycota, Saccharomycetes, Saccharomycetales, Saccharomycetaceae. Gene Ontology annotation, molecular function: alpha-1,2-mannosyltransferase activity. Bases 1 to 1371 code for a protein of 456 amino acids. Gene Ontology annotation, biological process: protein O-linked glycosylation; protein N-linked glycosylation; cell wall mannoprotein biosynthetic process. Gene Ontology annotation, cellular component: Golgi apparatus; membrane. The record is from RefSeq and is a predicted model, not a curated record.
AUGGCGCUACGUUUAAGUAAACGUCUGGUCAGAUUUACCUUGAUGGUAGGUGGGUUUCUAAUACUGCUGAUCACAUUAAGUUCGCAUAGCUCGACUAAAGAAUAUAUGCCUCAACCACUGGAUAUAUCCUCAUUCAGUACUCCAUUAGCAAACUUUGGGAAUAGUAUAUCAAAUACUAUUCUUGAUGCAGCUGGUAUGGAAGCCGAAUCUCAAAGAAUGGAAGCCGAAUCUAAUGCUGAAGUGAAUGGUGAAAAGGUUUUGACAGGUGACGAAAUACCCGAUGACCUACUGGACGAACAAGCUAAGGCUCUAAAGGACACUGCCAAUGCUGCUGGUAUCGAAGAUAUGUCGAAGAGUGUCAUGGAUUUCAUUAAGCCAAGUUUUGAAAAUCGUGGUAAUAGGCCAAAGGCUUGUUUUGUUACAUUGGUUCGUAACUCUGAAUUGGAUGGUAUUGUUAAAUCUAUCCGUAAAGUUCAAGAACGUUUCAAUAAACAAUUUAUGUAUGAUUGGGUAUUUUUAAAUGAUGAGGAAUUCACUGAAAAUUUUAAAGAAACUAUAUUACACGAAAUUCCAACCUCCGUUGUGAAAUUUGGUGUUAUUCCAAAGGAACAUUGGUCUUACCCAGACUAUAUCGACCAAUCCAAGGCUGCUGAUACUCGUAUUAAGAUGGCCGACAUUAUUUAUGGCGCCUCUGAAUCUUAUAGACAUAUGUGUCGUUUCCAAUCUGGAUUUUUCUGGAGACAUAAAUUAUUGGAUGAUUAUGAUUGGUAUUGGAGAGUGGAACCAGAUAUCAACUUGUAUUGUGACAUUAAAUAUGAUGUUUUCAAAUGGAUGCAAGAUAAUGAAAAAGUUUACGGUUUCACUAUUACUAUUCACGAAUAUUUAGCUACUAUUCCAACCUUAUGGAAAACUUCGAUGGAUUUCUUUAAAAAACAUCCGGAGUACGUCGAUAAGGAUAAUCUGAUGGAAUUUAUAAGUGGAGACAAAGGUGAACACUAUAACUUGUGUCAUUUCUGGUCCAAUUUCGAAAUUGCAAACUUGAAUCUAUGGAGAUCUCCAGCUUACACUGAAUACUUUGAUGCUUUGGAUCAUGCUGGUGGGUUUUUCUAUGAAAGAUGGGGUGACGCUCCAGUUCAUUCAAUUGCCGCUUCAAUCUUAUUACCAAAAGAUAAGAUUCAUUACUUCUCUAAUAUUGGGUACCAUCAUCCACCUUAUGAUAACUGUCCGAUCGAUGAUAGAGUAUGGGCCGAAAACAAUUGUGAUUGUCAACAGAAGAACGAUUUCACAUUCAAGGGUUAUGCUUGUGGUAAGGAAUACUACGCUGCCCAAAAGAUGGAUAGACCUCCAAAUUGGGAAGAAUACUCUCAUUAA